Messenger RNA from Pseudo-nitzschia multistriata, 2759 nucleotides. Lineage: Eukaryota; Bacillariophyta; Bacillariophyceae; Bacillariales; Bacillariaceae. The record is from the annotation of a GenBank genome assembly.
CACACGACAAGACUCGACUCGACACGACUCGACAAGGCACGACACGAUACAGGACACUGCUCGCGGCAUGCCCGGUACAACGCGCAACCACAAAGAUCGGGACGGUUCCACCACCGAGCGGGAGGUGGAGACCAAGGCGGAUGGAGCGUCGGCGUCCUCCGUGCCUCGGAGCAGAACGGCCAAGGGAUCGUCGUCGUCGUCGUCCCCUUCGCCCGGGCCUUGCGAACUCCCCUCCGUGACGCUCUCCGUCUUUUUGUACUGGGUCCUCCCGGUGCUGGUGAUCGCCUGCUCGACCCGGUUCCUGGUGGACCCGGGCGCCGCGGCCGGCCUGGGCCUCGGGGGCGGCUCGCCACCGGUGGUUCCCGCCCCGCCGACCGGUUCGCCCGAAGCUGCUUCGCCCCUGCCUUCCCCGCUGCCGGCGCCCCCGUCCUCCCUGCCCACCGUCCCGUCCCUCUCUCCGUCCUCCGUCGAGAAACCCAAGCGGAAGCAGACCCCGGUCCCAACCCUCGUGGCCGAAAAGCCGACGGCCUACGCGGACGCCGUCCGGGCGAUCGCCCGCCGCCGCCUGGACUGGAGCAACGUCGACAGCAACCCCAUGGAGGGCUACCCUUCCGGUCCCGAAAGAAAGGCCGGAAGCGGAAGUGGUUCCGGGCCGGGCGCUGGUGGCGGCGGCAGCAGCAACAAGAACACCGACAACUCCGGCGCCCGCACGAGGAGCUGCCGCGGUGGCGGAGACGCGAAGCCACCUCCGGCCGGUAGCCGCGGGGUUCCCCGGGGGGCUUCGAUGGAUCCCGUCCGGAUAAAGCUGGUGGAAAAAAUCGACGCGCUCAGGGCAAGGCACGAGGUACGAAGCCGUCCUCCGCGGCCGUUUGCGUCGCAUGCUUUGCUUUGGCUCGUUUCGAUUCGAACAAGGAUCCCUGCCGGUCCCACACUGCCUCACACGUUUUUUCGGUCCUUUCUCGAUCCUGCCAUCUACCAUGCCACAGGAGGAUCCCAGCAACCUGUUCGACCUGAUACACCUGGCGGACGCGCUCAGGCUCUACGACGUGCAAUACCACGACGGCGGCAGCUUCCAGGAGGAGGCCAUCGAUAGGUACAAAGCAGCCAUCUCCCUGGCCAUGGCCACGCGCCAGGCAAAGCUGGAUCGGGGCGAGGACACCCGGUCGCCAAACGUCCAGGGAGAGAUGGUCCUGGACUACGAAGCCAGGAGCAUCGACAGCAUCCUCUGCGCCCUCCACACGUCCCUCGGAAAGGUCUACUUCAUGUCGAACAUGUUCGAGAGGGCCGUCGAAUCCUACACCGAGGCGCUCGGGAUCGAGCCCAUGUACCUGGAGGCCAUUGCCGCGCGGGGGUCCUCGAGGAUCAUCCUCGGCAAGUACCGAGAGGCGGGCAGGGACCUGACGACCGUCAUGGAGCGCGACGAGAGCGGCAUGUUCCUGGACGUCUACACCGGGCUGGCGCGCAUCCUCCAGGCCCGCGAAGACGCCGUGCCCACCGGGUGGGGACCGAUCGUCGAGCGGCUGCAACGGAUGAUCCCGCUCCUGGAAGAACAGCACGCGUCCCUCCACGACCACCAGCGGAAGGGGCGGCAGAACAACAUCGCCCACGGCCUCAACCGCCUCUUCCACGUCCUCUUUAUGUACCACGAUACCAAGACCAAGGACACGGACGCGGCCUGGGAGAACCUCACCAAGUCGUACCACUACAAAAUGGGGGCCCUUCCUCCCUGGAACGCCGGCUUUGAAAACCAGAAAAUCUCCGCCACCAAACAGAUCUUCAGCCGGAGCUUUUUCCCCGACGGGGUCGGGAGCCAGAGCGAGGUCCCGAUCUUCAUCAUCGGCUUUGUCCGCAGCGGCUCCACGCUCCUGGAGCGGGUCCUCGAUGCCCACCCGCAGAUCGUCGGGACCGGGGAGAACUCGGUCUUCAACGGCCGGCUGGACGAGAUCCGGAACAAGAUCGUCGAGACGAGCCUGUCGGGGGACACGAACCAGCUCAAGAGGGUCAUUGCGUCGCUGGCGGACGGGGUCGUCGACGAGAUGAGGGAGCGGUGGAAGAUGGUCUCGGCCGGGACCACCGGGGGCGCCGGCCCGGAAGAGGAGGAGACCCCCCUUCGCUUUACCGACAAGAUGCUCACGAACUACUACAACGUCGGCUUCAUCCACAUGCUCUUCCCGAACGCCCUGAUCCUCCACGUCAUCCGGGAGCCCAUGGACACGAUCUUUUCGGCCUACAAGCACGAGUUCCCGGCGGGGACCCUCGACUACACGUCGGACUUUCCGAGCCUCGCCGAGCUCUACCACGGCUACCGCGACCUCAUGGACCACUGGGACCGGGAGCUCCCGGGCCGCGUGACGCACGUGCGGUACGAGGACAUGGUCCACGACAUGCCCGGGGUCGCCCGGAGGAUCGUCGCCGCCACCGGCCUCGAAUGGGACGACUCGAUCCUCGACUUUCACAAGAAGAAGCACGCCGUCAACACGCUCUCCACGACGCAGGUCCGGAGGGGGGUCUACAAGGACAGCCUCAAGUCGUGGAAGCGCUACGAGAAGCACCUGGGCCCGCUCCUCGAGCUCAUCGGGGAGCGGACGUCCUGCGGCAUCGAGACCACGCUUCCCGGCUACGAAAAGCCCCCGGUGGAGCACGCCGCUUCCGGAGACGGCGACCCUGGGGGAGCGCCGGUGGCCGGAGGCACCGGGGCCGCCCCAUCGGAGGGCGAACUGUGAUGCCGCCAAGAGAUUCCGCCUCGAAAUUAGAGAUUU